Molecule: messenger RNA, 2052 nt
Organism: Columba livia (rock pigeon)
Lineage: Eukaryota; Metazoa; Chordata; Aves; Columbiformes; Columbidae
Gene: PRPF19
Product: pre-mRNA processing factor 19
Exons: 16
Coding region: 176-1690 (504 amino acids)
Biological process (GO): mRNA splicing, via spliceosome; DNA repair; protein ubiquitination
Cellular component (GO): cytoplasm; Prp19 complex; U2-type catalytic step 1 spliceosome
Molecular function (GO): ubiquitin protein ligase activity; protein binding
Source: RefSeq, a predicted model, not a curated record
UUGGGGGCGUUGGCGCGGGGCACGCCGGGAGCGCUUCCGUUUCCGGUGGCGGCGGAGCGGCGGCGGCGCCCGCGUGAGCCGGUGGGAGCGUCGCCCGGAACCGGAACCAGCACCGGCGCUUCGAGCGGAGGCGGAGCGGCCCGCAGGCCGAGCCCCGCGGCUGCCGGGCCCCGCCAUGGCCCUCAUCUGCUCCAUUUCCAACGAGGUCCCCGAGCACCCCUGCGUCUCCCCGGUUUCCAACCACGUCUACGAGCGGCGGCUGAUCGAGAAAUACAUCGCGGAGAACGGCACCGACCCCGUGAACAACCAGCCCCUGUCCGAGGAGCAGCUCAUCGACAUCAAAGUUGCCCACCCGAUCCGACCCAAGCCGCCGUCCGCCACCAGCAUCCCGGCCAUCCUCAAGGCUCUGCAGGAUGAAUGGGACGCCGUCAUGCUGCACAGCUUCACGCUGCGCCAGCAGCUCCAGACCACGCGCCAGGAGCUGUCCCACGCGCUCUACCAGCACGACGCCGCCUGCCGCGUCAUUGCCCGCCUCACCAAGGAGGUCACCGCUGCCAGAGAAGCUUUGGCCACUCUGAAGCCGCAGGCCGGGCUCAUCGUGCCACAGGCGGUGCCGUCCUCGCAGCCCAACGUGGCGGGAGCCGGCGAGUCCAUGGACCUGGGCGAGCUCGCAGGCAUGACCCCCGAGAUCAUCCAGAAGCUUCAAGACAAGGCGACGGUGCUGACCACAGAGCGGAAGAAGAGAGGCAAGACUGUGCCGGAGGAGCUGGUGAAACCGGAGGAGCUCAGCAAAUACCGGCAGGUUGCUUCGCACGUGGGUCUGCACAGCGCCAGCAUCCCGGGAAUUCUCGCCUUGGACCUCUGUCCUUCCGACACCAACAAGAUCCUCACCGGCGGGGCUGAUAAAAACGUCAUCGUCUUUGACAAGAGCUCGGAGCAGAUCCUGGCCACGCUCAAGGGACACACCAAGAAGGUCACCAGCGUCGUCUUCCACCCAUCUCAGGAUUUGGUGUUCUCGGCUUCUCCCGAUGCCACCAUCCGCAUCUGGUCUGUCCCCAACGCCUCCUGCGUGCAGGUCGUCCGUGCCCACGAGGGCUCUGUCACGGGGCUGAGCCUCCACGCCACGGGCGAUUAUCUCCUCAGCUCCUCCGACGACCAGUAUUGGGCUUUUUCGGAUAUCCAGACAGGCCGUGUCCUCACCAAGGUGACAGAUGAGAGCUCUGGCUGCGCUCUCACUUGUGCCCAGUUCCACCCGGACGGGCUCAUUUUUGGAACAGGGACGAUGGAUUCUCAGAUCAAGAUCUGGGAUCUGAAGGAACGCACCAACGUGGCCAACUUCCCCGGCCACUCGGGCCCCAUCACCAGCAUCGCCUUCUCGGAGAACGGCUACUACCUGGCCACGGCGGCCGACGAUUCCUCCGUCAAACUCUGGGAUUUGCGCAAACUCAAGAAUUUCAAGACGUUGCAGCUGGACAACAACUUCGAGGUGAAGUCUCUCAUCUUCGACCAGAGCGGUACCUACCUGGCGCUGGGCGGGACGGACGUGCAGAUCUACAUCUGCAAGCAGUGGACGGAAAUCCUCCACUUCACAGAGCACAGUGGCCUCACCACGGGAGUGGCUUUUGGCCACCACGCCAAGUUCAUCGCCUCCACCGGCAUGGACCGCAGCCUCAAGUUCUACAGCCUGUAACGGGGUCUGCAGGGGGGUCUUGCUGGCACGCUGGGGGUUGGGGAGGGAGUUUUGGGGUGGGGAGGGGGCAAGUGGUUUAUCGCUUCUUCAUCGCCUUCUGCGCUUUCUCCUUUUAGUUUUCUCCUUUUAGUUUUCUCCUUUUAGUUUUCUCCUUUUUGAGUUUCGCUUGUGUCUUUUUCUGCUUUUAGUUUCUGUUCUGCGGUUGUAACGCGCACCGGGAGGUUCCAGCCCCGGCGCUGGGGGGUGUUUGUGGCCAGGGAGGGGGGCAGGGGGUGGAAUUUCGGGGCGGGGGGGACGCACCGUGCAGGUUUUGUAAGCAGUGAUCUAGUUUCGGUAAGGAAAUAAAAGAAGGAUUCACCGGA